CGGAUCCGGCGGUUGUGUGGCGCCGCCGCCAGCGCGUGCACGCGUGGAGAUUGGCGGCUGGCAGGGCGGGAUCCACUUGAGGCCUGCACCGUUUCCCCGGGCAGGGCCCCGCCUCGAGUUCCCAAGCCUUCCUCCGCGCCCCCGCCCACUGGCACCCAAGGUGGGGAGGGCCUUCUCGCCGCCUGUAACCCUCUGGGGAAGCCGCGGUGAAGAAUUACCGACGCGUGAGUGGGCGCGAAUUUCUCUCGCCCGGACGCCGACUCCGGAGCAGCGGCAGGAAUAGGCGAAGUUACAGGAUGAGGCCGUUCUACUAGUCAUAAUGAGGAAGAUGAAACUAGAUAGAACAGUGAAGUCCUACUCGUCCCCUAAAUGAGCUUUUCUGGGUGCUCCCUUUCCUGUUCUUUCAAAGGAUUAAAUGGAACCCUGAGGACUUUGCAAUAUGAAUAAUUCUUUGGAGAAUACAAUUUCCUUUGAAGAAUACAUCCGUGUGAAAGCACGAACGAUCCCCCAACAUAGGAUGAAGGAAUUCCUGGACUCCCUGGCCUCCAAGGGCCCUGAAGCCCUACAGGAAUUUCAGCAGACAGCUGCUACCACAACCAUGGUAUAUCAACAGGGAGGCAACUGUAUUUAUACAGAUAGCACGGAAGUGGCUGGAUCUUUGCUUGAACUUGCCUGUCCUGUUACAACUAGUGUCCAGCAACAAACCCAACAAGAGCAACAAAUACAAGUGCAACAACCCCAACAAGUGCAGGUGCAGGUUCAAGUUCAGCAAUCCCCUCAAUCUGUGUCCACCCAGCAGCUCUCUCCACAGCUCACUGUUCACCCGGCCUCAGAGCAGCCAAUACAAGUCCAAGUGCAGAUCCAAGGCCAAUCACAGCAGCAAGCAUCCCAGACAAUACAAGGUCAGGCCCUUCAGAGUCCCAGCCCUUCUCAGUUACAGGCGGCUCAGAUCCAGGUGCAGCAUGUGCAGACUGCUCAGCAAAUCCAGGGUGCAGAAAUACAGGAGGAACACAUACAGCAUCAGCAGAUCCAGGCCCAGCUUGUGGCAGGACAGGCUAUUGCCGGAGGACAGCAAAUCCAAAUUCAGACAGUUGGAGCACUUUCUCCUCCUCCAUCUCAACAAGGUUCACCACGGGAAGGCGAACGAAGGAUCAGCACCGCCAGCGUCCUUCAACCAGUAAAGAAGCGCAAAGUGGAUAUGCCUAUUACUGUGUCAUACGCCAUUUCAGGGCAGCCGGUGGCUACAGUUCUGACCAUCCCCCAGGGCCAGCAGCAGAGUUAUGUGUCCUUAAGGCCGGACUUGUUAACGGUGGAUAGUGCCCACCUGUACAGUGCCACUGGGACCAUAACUAGUCCCACUGGGGAGACUUGGACAAUCCCGGUUUAUUCUGCCCAGCCACGUGGUGACCUGCAGCAGCAAAACAUUACCCACAUUGCCAUUCCUCAGGAGGCCUACAAUGCCGUCCAUGUUAGUGGCUCCCCAACAACUUUGGCCACUGUGAAGCUAGAAGAAGAUAAGGAUAAGAUGAUAGGAGGUGCAUCGGUAGUGAAAAACUCUCAUGAGGAGGUAGUGCAAACUCUUGCCAAUUCCCUUUUCCCAGCACAGUUUAUGAAUGGCAAUAUCCACAUUCCAGUGGCAGUGCAAGCAGUGGCAGGGACCUACCAGAAUACAGCACAGACGGUUCAUAUAUGGGACCCACAGCAGCAGCAGUCCACAUCACAGGAGCAGGCACAGCAGCAGCAGCAACAGCAACAAUUGCAAGUUACUUGCUCUGCACAAGCUGUUCAGGUAGCUGAAGUGGAACAGCAGCCACAGCCUCAGCCUUCUCCUGAACUUCUUCUUCCGCAAUCUCUCAAGCCAGAGGAAGGACUAGAAGUAUGGAAGAGCUGGGCACAGACUAAAAAUGCAGAGAUGGAAAAAGAAUCACAGAACCGCCUUGCACCCAUUGGUAGACGCCAGUUAUUGAGAUUCCAAGAAGAUCUCAUAUCUUCAGCUGUAGCAGAAUUAAAUUACGGAUUAUGCUUAAUGUCUCGUGAAGCUCGCAAUAAUGAAGGCGAGCCCUAUGAUCCAGAUGUUCUUUACUAUAUCUUUCUGUGCAUUCAAAAGUACUUAUUUGAAAAUGGGCGAGUUGAUGACAUUUUCUCAGAUCUCUAUUACAUACGGUUCACUGAAUGGUUACACGAAGUUCUCAAGGAUGUGCAGCCUAGGAUCACUUCUUUGGGAUAUGUUCUUCCCAGCCAUGUGACAGAAGAGAUGUUGUGGGAGUGUAAACAGCUGGGAGCUCACUCUCCUGCUACCUUGUUAACCACUCUCAUGUUUUUUAAUACAAAAUAUUUCCUGUUGAAAACAGUAGAUCAACAUAUGAAACUGGCCUUUUCAAAAGUCUUGAGGCAGACUAAGAAGAACUCUUCUAAUCCUAAAGAUAAAAGUACAAGCAUCCGAUAUCUAAAGGCUCUUGGCAUCCACCAGGCAGGCCAAAAAGUUACAGAUGAUAUGUAUGCAGAGCAGACAGAGAAUCCUGAAAACCCGUUGAGGUGUCCUAUAAAACUCUACGACUUCUACCUCUUCAAAUGCCCGCAAAGUGUGAAAGGCAGAAAUGAUACAUUCUAUUUGACUCCUGAACCAGUGGUGGCUCCCAAUAGCCCCAUCUGGUAUUCCAUCCAGCCAAUCAGUCGAGAGCAAAUGGAGCAAAUGCUUACCCGGAUUCUGGUGAUACGAGAAAUUCAAGAAGCUAUUGCGGUGGCCAAUGUUAGCACCAUGCACUAAAGGCAUCCCUCCCAGUUCAGAAAAAAGGGUGCAGGGUGGAACUGGGUGGGGUGACAGCGAGGCCAGGAUCAAUUGUACAGCCUUUUACACUAAAGGAGAUGCCUAAGUUUUUUUUUUAAUUGGUGUAGUUAAGAAGCCCUUUUAGGCUUCUUCUGGUUAAUAAGAGACCCUUUCCAUUGUGUAUCUGACCCUUUUGCAUCAGCUUUCUGGACACAUUGAAGGCUGCAUUCUUUCUUUAGGAGCUGUGAAGUUCCAUAGGUUGACUUUGGGAUUUUUUAUGAUGUGAAAAAAACAAAUUUAAUUGGUGGACUUGGCCUGGGUGGGCCACUACAUUCAAGCUCAUGAACUUGGAAGCAGAAAACGGUGGAUAUCUGCCUGACCUAAAGAAAAAGGUGGUUUGCAGUUUCCUUGUGCUUGGACACUAACAUGUCCUAGAGGGGGAUGUCCUGCAAUUAUGAUUUAUAAGGAGAAGAAAAUCAAUUUCUAUUAAGACCUUAAAAGUGACAUUUUUAGAUGUUAAGUACAAACUACAACACUUGCUUCUCUUCUCUCUCUCUCUCUCUCUCUCUCUCUCUCUCUCUCUCUCUCUCUCUCUCUCUCUCUCUCUCUCUCUCUCUCUCCCCUCUCCCCCCCCCCUCUUUCUCUCUCUCUCUCUCUCUGUUUCUCUGCCUCUCUCUCUCUUGUUUGGCCUGAUGUUGAGGCCUUAAAUCCUUGAGGCUCCUGUGCCUAAUGGAAUUCUUGUAACAUACACUUGUGUAUCAUAUAAAGAUACCACCCUGUUUCUCUUAUGUAUUCUUAUGCUAGUUGUUUAUUAAGAAUGACAAGCACGUCUUUUGAACAUGCUGUUGAACAAUGUGUCUUUAUUGGGGGAGCAAAAGACAUAAUUAGUAACAUACAGAAUGUCUUAACUAUUCCUCUACAAAUUUGCUAGCCUAUUUAAAGAAGGGUUAUUUUUUUUUCCUGGUUACCUGAUUCUAUGGGAUUCGUGCGAGAAAUUGUUUAUUAGCAUACUAACUUGUUGCUUUUGUUGUAAUUUUUAAUUAAAUGAAUUUAGAAUUGGGAUAGCCGGUAUUUGAGGCCAGGACUUUUCUUUUUAACCUACUUGCCUGAAAGUCUGAGACUUACUGCAGAUGUUUAUUAGUACUGGGAUUUAGAGAGCAUAGAAUCCCUUUCUUCUUGAACAUAGCAUUAUCAUAACUUUAUGACAACUGAUUUUAAUCCAUCAGAAUUUAAGAACAUUCCUUCAUCAUUAUCUCAGCUGGCAGCAGUUGUGUGUAACAUUGAUUGUAGAAAGAGGAAAAGCAAAAACAUCCAGUCCUUAUAGCUUUCUAAAUUAUAUUUAUGCAUCCGUUUGACCUCUGUUUUGUUUGAACCGACAGGUUUUUUUUUUUGUUUUAAGAACUGAACCAUAGGAACUAUGUUGUGCUGGGACCAAGCCCAGUAUUUUGCUUUUUUCGCAUUACUUAUUAUUUUUGGGCCAUUGUCUACUUAAAGAUAUUGUGAUGAUGACUUCAGAUUUUCCACCAUAUUUUCACCAGUUAGAAUUUAAAACUGGUGUGAUUGUUCAGUUCAGCAUUAACGUUACACGUUUUUUCCUUUCUCAUAAAGCAGCUGGAUUGAAAUUAGAAUCAAAGUCUGUGUAAUUCUGCAUUGGUUUUCUGAAGAACACAUUUUUCUGCAUUUAAGCCUACUAUUACAGCAAUAUUAUAGAAGAGGGCAAGUAACUUAAGAUAUGUAUGAAAAAUUACUUGAUGCCUUCCUGAAAAUUGCAUGAGAAAAAGUGCUAUUUGUUUUUGUUUUUUUAAAGCUAUGAUCAGUACAUUCAUCCCUAUUCAGAAGAAAAGUAGCUCUGCAUAAAAAGAAAGGAGCAGAAUUGCAGGAAAAGUGGUGCUCUCCCUCAGGCAAGGAAAUGUAACACUGCUCCAGAUAACAAUCCACAACUGUGUUCCAAAUAGGUACUUGGGUAUUCCUUACAUGAGUGUGUGUAUACACAGACAUAUGCCGACCUAUUAUACAAUCAUGUGAAAAAAUAAGUACACCCCAUAUAAAGUUUUUUCUUUUUUAAUAUUUGUGGACAUACCAGUGUUUUAUCUUCAUUCAAACAAUACAUAAAGACAAAUUGUGAUGUAAUUGAACAAAAAAAUGAAAAAUUGACUUUAUUAAUCAAAUUUAUAUAGCAGCGUAUCUCACAGAAAAUGGACAGUGUAGAACAAUCCAGUGAAACAAGGAUGGCAAAAGCUGGCAAUUAUUUAAAUAACACAUGCCAUUUCUUUCUGGAGGGUGAACCCAACAGCCUUGGUUCUUAUCCCAAGUAUUGCCUCCUUUGGCAGAAACACCCUCAAAUGUUUCUUACAACCAUUUCCCAGUUUCUGACAUCCACUGAGAGUAAUUUUUUCCCACUCUUUCGUGGAGAUUUUUUUUUCAGCUAUGUAAUGCUUGAGGAAUUUCUUGCAUACAUAGCCUGUUCUAAAAUCACUUGACAGCAUUUUGAUGGGAUUUAGAUCCCAGAUUUGAGUUGACCAUUCUAGAACACUCAAUUUAUUUUUUUCAGCCAUUCCUUGGUUAAUUUACUGGAAUGUUUAGAGUUGUUGUGUUGUGAGGUCCACUUUCUGUUCAGCCUUUUUUUCUGACAGAUGGCCUCACAUUAUCCUCAAGCACUGUCUAGUACAACGAAGAACACAUAGUAGUUUCUGUGAUGAUGGGUUUAUCCAGGCUGUUAUGCAGCAAGGCAGCCCAAACCAUAACAUUUCCACCAACGUGGUUUAUAGUUGGUAUCAGGUUCUUUGAUUUUUAUAAAAUACGUCUUUUGAUCCUGUUGCCAAAUGACCCCUAUCAUUGCCUUAUCUAUCCAAAGCACAUUGUACCAGAGGUCUUGGACUUUGCCUAAGUGUUCAAAAGUUUCAUCCUGGUACACCCCUCAUGUAGAUCUAAUUUGUGCAACUGCUUUGUAACAGUAGGCUCACAUACUUCAACAUCUUGCAUUCUGCUCUUGGGUUGAGUUUAAUGGGGUAACCUGGCCUGGCAAGUUAGCAGUUCUUUGAAAUCUUCUUUAGUUGUAGAUGAUCUUACAGGCAAUGGAAUAAUUGGUGUCUGUUUGGCAAUUUUUUAAAAUCUCUUCCCAUACUCUAAGGAAUUUCUUACUUUUCUGAAGGCCUCGGAGAGCUUUUUCUAUUAGACAUAGUAGCAGUACACACUUUAACAACAAAGAGCAAAUCAAAGUACAAUUCUGAAAUAGGUAUAGUUGGAUACUUUCAAUAAGGCAGGUUCCAACCAGAUUCUCUCUAAGAUGCUCUAAUCAUUUGCACCUGAUUUAGUGCACCUGAUUCUAGUUUUAGAUAUUUGAAUAGUGAUAAAUAUAGGGAUGUAUUUGCUUUUCUAUAUAUGAAAUUUGAAUUUGUUUAUAGGUAGUCCUUGACUUACUGCAGUUGGCACCAGAAUUUGUUACUAAGCAAGGCAGUUGCUAAAUGAAUUGCACCUGAUUUUACAACCUUUUUUGUGACAGUUAAGUUAAUCACAUGGUAAUUAAGUGAAUCCAAUUUCCCCCAUUGACUUUGCUUUUUGGAAGCAAGCUGGGAAGGAUGCAAAUGAUGAUCACACGACCCUGGGAUGCUGCAACCAUCAUAAAUACUUUCCAGGCACGUAAAUUAUGAUCCUGUGACCAUAGGGAUGCUGCAGUGAUUGUGUGAGGGCCAGUUGUAAGUCACUUUUUUUUCCAGUGCCAUUGUAACUUUGAAUAGUCACUAAAUGAAUUAUUGUAAAUUGGGGAUUACUUACAGUUAAAUUACGCAAUGGAUUACAAAAUGUAAAUGGUUAUAUUAACAUAUCCUCUUAACAAUAUUGUUGAAAUGAAGACCAGCUAUAUGUUGAAAAA
Messenger RNA from Crotalus tigris (Tiger rattlesnake), 6638 nucleotides. It is a transcript of the gene QRICH1, whose product is annotated as glutamine rich 1. The transcript is spliced from 11 exons. Bases 440 to 2767 code for a protein of 775 amino acids. NCBI's taxonomy places the organism in Eukaryota, Metazoa, Chordata, Lepidosauria, Squamata, Viperidae. The record is from RefSeq and is a predicted model, not a curated record.